Molecule: messenger RNA, 1826 nt
Organism: Cercospora beticola
Lineage: Eukaryota; Fungi; Ascomycota; Dothideomycetes; Mycosphaerellales; Mycosphaerellaceae
Product: MDR family MFS transporter
Biological process (GO): transmembrane transport
Cellular component (GO): plasma membrane
Molecular function (GO): transmembrane transporter activity
Source: RefSeq, a predicted model, not a curated record
AUGGCAAGCCCAGCGCGAUCAACGCAUACUGACACAGAAUCUCACGAUGUUGUGAAGAGUGACUCCGAAUCGAAACUGGAACUGGAGCACAGCGAUUCUGAUAUUCAAGAUGAGAAGCCAGCCUCGAAAUCUGCGGAGACUCCUGAAGCCAAGUCAGAAGAAGAUGAAGAACUCAACGAUCAAGGCGAAAAGUAUAUCUCCGGCUGGCCUUUGGUAUUCCUCUUGUUAGCCAUGGUCUCAACAGUCUUCAUUGUCGCUUUGAGCAACACCAUCAUCAGCACAGCCAUCCCGGCCAUCACAACAGCAUUCAAUAGUACGCGAGAUAUUGGUUGGUACAACUCCGGCGAGGCUCUUGCGGCCACAGCAUUCCAACUACCUUUCGGACGAGCGUAUCUGUUGAUGGACCUGAAGUGGACUUUUCUCGUGUCAUUGACCCUAUACCUGAUUGGCAGUCUGAUCUGCGGAGUGGCAAACUCUUCUGUGCUUCUCAUUCUGGGCAGAGCAAUUGCAGGUGUCGGCAACGCAGGAGUCUUCGCUGGCGUCUUCAUCAUCAUCGCUCGAAACGUUCCUCUGCGAAAACGAGCACUUUAUGCUGGGCUGGUUGGAGCGACAUUUGCCAUUGCUGCUGUGCUGGGACCUGUUCUGGGUGGUAUCUUUACUGACCGUAUUAGCUGGAGAUGGUGCUUCUACAUCAAUCUGCCUAUUGGAGCUGUAGCGGUGGCUAUCAUAGUGUUCCUCUUGCCAUCGAGACCAGGUGAAAAAGCAGCAGAGGUGAAGGACCUUUCCUGGUGGCAGUUCUUCCUAAAGCUCAAUCCUUUUGGGUCGGCCCUUCUACUGGGAUCCCUGGCAUGUUUCUUUCUUGCCCUUCAGUGGGGCGGCGGCGAAUAUCCCUGGAGUGCUGGUCGCGUGGUCGCGGUCCUUGUGGUCUUCGCUGUCAGCUUCAUUGGAUGGCUGGUUCUGCAAUAUUUCCAAGGUGAAGAGGCCACACUACCAUACAACGUUGCGAAACAGCGUACUGUGGGUGGCGCCUCCAUCUAUACCCUGCUUCUGAGCGCCGCAUUUGGACUCGUGAUAUACUAUCUGCCUCUUUGGUUUCAAGCAGUACGAUCUGACAGUGCCGAAGCUGCUGGUCUCAAGCAACUUGGUAUCGUCAUCUCGCUCACUCUCUCAUCAAUUGCAGCUGGCGGUGCUGUUGUAAAAAUAGGAUAUUACUAUCCUUUCAUUUACGCCGGAACUAUCUUAUGCAGCAUCGGCGCUGGCUUGCUUUACACGAUCACACUCGACACACCGCAAUGGGAUAUUAUCGGUUAUUCGAUCGUAUUCGCCAUUGGUAUCGGCGUCAGUCUCGAGCAAUCCAACGUUGCUGUUCAGACUGUCCUGCCCGAUGCUCAGAUUCCAGCAGGCACAAGCUUGGUACUCUUCGUCCGAUUACUUGGAUCAGCAAUCCCCGGACCCAUCGGGCAAAGUGUACUCCAGACAACACUUGCCAGUAGGCUAGGGACUGAGGUCGCUGAGCAAGCUUAUGGUGGCACCGGAGCAACUGAGAUCCGCUCAAAGCUCGACAACAUCUUUGGAGCUGGCACACCUGAAGCUCGAGAUGCCCUUGACGCUUUCAAUGAUUCUGUGACGAAGAUCUUCAUGGUCGCAAUCAUAGUCUCUUGUCUGAGUGUGUUGCCUCUUCCACUCAUCGAGCUCAAGAGCGUUAAGCGUGAGAAACGAGACAACGAAGACGCCAAAGAAGGCAAGAAAACUAAUGGGACGACGGGCAAGACAGAAGAUCCAGAGAAAGGGCAGAGUGCAGAGAUCGCGGGCAAAGCAGUGUGAGA